This is a messenger RNA of Microstroma glucosiphilum, 1662 nucleotides long. RefSeq lists its product as hypothetical. Lineage: Eukaryota; Fungi; Basidiomycota; Exobasidiomycetes; Microstromatales; Microstromataceae. Gene Ontology annotation, cellular component: mitochondrial small ribosomal subunit. The record is from RefSeq and is a predicted model, not a curated record. Gene Ontology annotation, molecular function: structural constituent of ribosome. The coding region runs from base 26 to 1564 and encodes 512 amino acids. The transcript has a single exon.
CGAUUGCUUACCACCUCCCAUUACCAUGGCGUCACCUCUACCCCACCUCAGCCGCUCAGUGCGAGCCAGCGUGUUAAAUGCUCAUGCCACCACCUCAUUGGCUUCGUCAUCGCUCGUUCGCUCAUUUGCGUCGACGCCCUCCGCCGCGGCCAAAGCACCUGCUAAGCCUCUGCAGAAGAAGAGGACCGCUCUCAAGAAGAACUCUUCUUCUGGACCCAGAUCAACAGGCUCAAAGAGGAGAAGCGGCGGUGAUGCCGCUUCAUCGUCCAAUGUUGCCCUCACAACGCCUUUCUAUAGGCCUCCGGCGGAUAUGAGAUCAUUGCCAACCCUGACACCAGAGGAUGCCAACAAGAAGAGUCUGAACCAGAUCAUGGCAUUCAGCAGACGGGAUCUCGAUGCUUUCGAGAAGUUCGGCGUAGAGAAGAAGGUCAAGAACGCCCUCGGCUCGCAUGUCAGGCCAUCGUCUCUUGUCAGGGCCGCUACGCUGGACCUUUAUUCUCAGCUUGCCAGUUCAGCAUCGGCAUCCUCCAGCAAGAAGCUUGCACUCACCGGCCCGCUUUCCGGCGGCAAGUCUCAUCUGAUGCUGCAAGCGGUCUCGUACGCAUUAGCAUCGGACUGGCUGGUACUCUACAUUCCCCAGCUUGUGACCUUCAUCAACUCCACCUCUGCCUUCGAGUAUUCGGCAGAGGAGCAGGCAUACCUCCAGCCGGAAGCAGUGCAGAAGUUCUUCAGCUCUGUGCUUAGUGUCAACCAAGAAGUACUGAAGAAGAUGAAGGUAGACGCUGGCAAGGAGUCGUCGCAGGUCACAUUUGACAGAGAUAUCUCGGUCUCCUCGACUGCGACACUCGAGCAGCUCUUGAAGCUUGCGACGUCACAGAAAGUGACCCCCCUGGCUUCUCAGCGCAUCUUCGAUCUCUUCCUGACUUCCAUCAGUCGGCAAAAAGCAGUGCCAACUCUACUGGCUAUGGAUCACUUGCAAUCCCUAUACCUACCCAGCCGUUACCGUACCGCAGACUAUGCGACGGUCCAGUCUUACGAGCUAGCCCCGGUGCGGAGUCUGAUCCAGUUCAUUGCAGGAGAAGGCCUGCAGUCGGGCGCCAUCCUGUCUGCUGUCUCCCACAGCAAUCCUUCGUUCGCGGUGCCGAAUGAAGUGAAAGCAGUUUUUAAUCACCAGCAGCAGAAGCAGCUGGCAAAGGGCUCGUCGUCUGGCAGCGUUCGCAGUCAACUCGACGAGACUGCGCUUCAUGCAUACACAGAUAUCCACCCACUCCAUGUCGAGCACGUCAGAGCUUGCAACUGGUCACUAGUGGACGUGCCGGAUGCGUGGACAGAGCCAGAGCUCAGGGCGCUGUACGAGCUGAGGCGCCAGGAAGGUCGCAACUGGAACGGCGGCAACUCCAUUGCCGAGCAGGCCAUGAGUUCAUCUCCAUUCGGGGCCGUUGCAGGAAAGGGGACCACCGCUGCUACUGCUACCGAGGAUGAGCUCUUCCUGCUCAGGCUGCUGGAUUCGGGCAGGAAUCCGGAAAAAUUCGAGAAAAGCGUGUGGGGAAGCAGUGUGCUGUAAGAAGCGGAGGGAGGUAGUGCUGAGGAAGGACGGAGUGAGUAGUAACGAUGGCAUUGUAUUACACACUCGAGACAAUAACAUAGCAUUAUAGCGAUCCG